Toxoplasma gondii ME49 is the source of this 6283-nucleotide messenger RNA. RefSeq lists its product as hypothetical. The transcript is spliced from 7 exons. The coding region runs from base 965 to 5494 and encodes 1509 amino acids. The record is from RefSeq and is a predicted model, not a curated record. NCBI's taxonomy places the organism in Eukaryota, Apicomplexa, Conoidasida, Eucoccidiorida, Sarcocystidae.
CGUCUGUCUCGCUUCACGUUCCGUCUUUAGUUCGCGUCGUUUUCUCCCCGGUUCUUUUUCUGUGGGGGAUUCCUGCGAAUAGGGUGUCCCCGGCCGCCUCUGCUUCUGUGUGCCGUGGCCGCUGCUCCAGUUGGUACCUCGUCCUUUCGCCGCCUCCGAAGUUAGCGCAGUUUGACAGACAAGCUGUUUUGUGAUGUUCUUGCCAAAACUGUUCGUUUCUUUUCUUCCCUUUGCGUCAAGUUCCGUCGCAGACCCGUUGCAUGCUACUCGCGACGUGCCGGGUUUAAUGCUCUGAACGCCGCUGUGCGAUACGCAGUUUUUGCCGUGCUGACUUGUGUUCUUUCCGCUCCACACUAUCAUUCAUUUUUUUCAAAAGUACCUUCCGAAUUCCCACCGUUUAACCACAGCUACUUAAGUCCACAAUCCCCCAGGAGCUGCCGAGUCCCGCGCCUUCAGUAACUCACACGAUGUGCAGGCAGUCCACAUAGCUUUCGGAAGCCUGGUGACGACUUUCUGUCUUUCUGUCCAAAAAACACGCAUGCUUGAUCUGUGCCCAUAUUUCCCCUCGUCUGGACAGCCGUUCAUUCUUUUUUUGCCGCGGCUCGACCGCUUCCAUGCUUCUGCUGCUGCACCGCUCACUGGAAAAGACUCGUUCGGGAGAGCCAGUGGUUGUGUCCCGACUUCCUGUUGCAUGUUCAAAGGGUAAGCGUUCUAGAAACCUCCCCGUCGCCAGGAUCCUUUUGUGUUGUUCUUGGUGUUUUCCGCGACUCCCCGUCCGUUGCAGUCAUACUCGCGCUCAUCCUCGCUCGCGAUUUGCAUGGUAAACUAAACAAACCACCUCGGCGGGGAACGACGGUUUCCCUGGCUCAGACCAAGGCAGGAGCCUGUUGAAGGAAUUUGAGGGUAGAGAGAAGGAUGAAAAGAUUUGCGCCUGUGACCGCGUGAAGAAUUUCUCAAUCUCAAGAUGGAUGAUUUUGAGUUACAACCCCUCGAGCCAGACGACGCCGAGGCCGACGCCUUCAACGACGACACUUUCGGCGACGUCGGAGGAGUCGUCGGUGAUGACUGGAAGCCUGACGCUCGGGCCGUAGGUGCGUUUGAGGCACUGCAUGCAACCAUCCGCGAUCCCCGUCAGGCGGACAAGCGCCACGACGUGGCUUGGGAGUCUCAAGGUGACUUUCCCGCGCAUGCAUCCGCGCCACAUGUAGAUGCGUCCCGCGCGUUUCCUUCUCAAGCUUUCCGUUCCCUCGAGAAGGCAGGGGCUCCGGACGACGGUGGAUUCUGCGGGGGGCCGCUACCCGCCUUCUUCACCGAAGGCGGCUCAGGCCCCCCACCCGGAAACCUCCACCCCCGCGGGUUCUCUCCCAGAGCUCGAGAGUUCCAGGGAAUCGAACAGGAGGUUAGAGAAGAAAACCACCGGGCCCUACACCACCAAGGGCCGAAUCCGCUGGGGAACCCUCUCGGCGGAAGUGUCUCUGCUGCCCUCAGGGGGGACCUCGCGCACGGCCUGCCGCGGCCGGUCCAGCCCCUGCAGGCGAGCGAAUUGGAAAAGCAGCUGCUGCUUCAGCACCACCGUAGCGCAGGAGGGUUCGCGUCCGCGCCCCACGCGCAGACGGCUCGGCGGUCGACGGCCACGGAGCACCUCGACAAGCUGAUUCACCUCAAGAGACAGCAGGCGCAUGCGCAAGUGGGGCCUGGGGGCCGGGACCGCGCCGACGUCUACCCCGCGGGCGCGCCCUUCGCUUACGGGCCCCAAGCGGACCUAGCACCAGCGCCGUUCGGACGGGGCGACGAGGGCCGAGAAGGCCCGGCUGCAGGUCUUGCGGGCGGGCCGAGCCAAAGGCACGUGGAUCCAAAGGCGCAGUUCCUGUCUUCGAAAGGGCUGUUCCCCCCGGGAAACCCCCUAGCUUCUGGGCCUAUACCUUCCGUCCACAGAGAAGACGGCGCUGGAAAGGCCCUCGGCCUGGGCGUGAACGAUCCGCGCGCGUUCGCCUGCCUCGCGCAGCCCCCGAGCGAAGAGGACGAGCGCAUGGUUCAAGAUCUGUUGAAGGAUGCGAACGUGACUGCCGCCGCCCUCGCGGCUCUCUCUGCGGCAGAAGCUGCUGUAGCCGCAGCGCGCGCGCAGGGUGGCUCUUCAGGGGCUACACGCGCGUUCGCCCAUGGCUCCGUCGACCUCUCGCACGAUGGCGUUGCGCUCGCGGGUUUCUCUGCAGGGGGACCGCUUCCAGACUUCGAGAAGGCCCGCGGGAUACUCGAGGCGGAGCGCGAGCCGCAGUCCCUCCACCGCCCGCUGCCACAGUUUGGAGGCAGGUCCGCGCCGACGCGGCCGCCUCUCGUGGUGCCGGCUGACGCAGACGUUCUCGAAGUGAUGAAUGUGAAGCCGAGGAAGGGCCCAGGUGUCUCGCCUGCGAAGGAAGCUGCGUCCCGCCGUGAAGAGCCGAGCGACCUUCGCCCGCGGUUGCCCUUCUUCGAUGAAAGCGGAACCGUCGCUUCGUCGACCCUCACGCAGGGCGAGGGGGUGCCGGCGCAUCCGGUGGAGCGCAUGCGUUUGGAGGAACGGGAAGCAAGAGAACUCGAGGGUUUGGACUCGGGUGGCGAGCGGCGCGGAGACCCGCGAGAUCGCGGGCCUUUGGGGCCUCUAGACUCGCAGGCUGGCCCCGGCAGGCGCCAGGCGCGGGUCUCGGGCAGCGGGGGCACCUUGGCAGUCCCUUCUUUGAGGCCGUCUUUCGGGCGGGCCUCGGGGUUCGGCCGCACGCUGUACCCGCAGGGUAGCCAGGGCCGUUCGCUGUCGCCACUGCCGGCCUCGGCGUCGCGGGGCGUCUCUGGGGGCGUCGACCGCGAAAAGGGUCGGCGCCGUGGCGAGGCGACUCCCGCACCGGAGCCCCAGGACGACAUCGUCUCUGUGUUGCGUUCAUGUUCGCUGUUCCCGCUGACUAAGGCCCACAGGGAUGCGGUGGUGCAGCAGCGACUUCCAGAGCUGCCGCCCUUUCGAGUCCCUGCCGCCGGAUCCGCUGUCUCCGCGACUCCGGAGAGUGGCGCUUCGGCGCGCCCAGGUCCCAGCGGGCCCCGGAGCGGCCACGAGUGUCUGAUGACAGCGUUCGACCUCGACCACAUCUUGCGUAUGCACCUCGCUCAAAUGGCCAAACUUCCGCAGCUGCAGCGCUGCUCGGGCCGCUGGAACUUCCGCUUCCUCAUGCGGCACCACGGGGCCCUGGGCUCAGCACCUCACGCGGGCGCGGAUGGCGUGCCUAGCCAGAGGGGCGGGUCUCUGGCGGAGCGGGACUCCGGAGCCGGCGCGACGAUGCCGGAGCCGCCGUCUUCAGCGCUGGGCCUUGAAAAGGAGAUCAGUCGCGUGUUCAGGAGACAGCAGCAGGAGUUCGAACUCCUUCAGCAGCACCGCGCAGCGUGGGGCGGCGGUGCGAGUAGGCGGGACGCCGAAGGGCAGGAAGGCGACGAGUGGUGCCCGCCCGCGGCGCUCCCGCCCCAGUUUGGCCACGCGCAGGACUUUGGGAUCGGAGUCACGGUGUCGAGCUGUCGCAUGCAUCCGCUGCUGCUCGGGAGUCUGAGUUUCGCGGGCGCGACUGAGCUCCUCCAGCUCUACCUCGCGCCGUGUCUCCUGAGCGUCGGGGGGCCCACGGCGGCGCAGGGCGAGGGCCGGCGCCGCGUGGACGAGAAGGAGACCCUUGCUUUCGCGGCGUUAGAAGACGCAACUCGCGAUGGCGAAGAAGACCCGGACCGCGAGCUCUCGCACGCCGAGAAGGAGCAGCGGCGCCUCCAGAAAAAGUUCGGAAAGCAAACGUACUCGACAGUCAGACAGCCUCGAAACUGCAUCCACCUCGCACCCACCGGCGGGCAGCACUCGCUCGCGCAAAUUCUUCAGUCUCCUUCUCUCUGUGCGGUCCGCGACGAAAGCCCCGCGCGCGAGGAUGGAGAGAGAACCGGCACGGACCAGGAAGUCGAGGGUGACAGCGCCCGAGAGGCGUCGGCCAAGCUCGUGCGAGCGCUGGUUUUUGGCUCGGUGGCUCCUCAGAGGGACAGCGUUCCAGAGAAGCGAAGCGCACCUGCGACCGAAGAAGGCGAGAUCCUCUCUGCUUUUGCAGACGGCGUGCUGGCACGGCGAGUCGUUGAGGACGCGUUCGAUCUGUUGCUCGAGGCGGCGUCUCUUCACAGUGAAAUUCUGGAGUGCCCGGCAAGCCAUGUGGCUGCGCGCUCGCGUCUCCAAGACCAGCAGCAGCACCUGAUGCUGCAGUUGUUCGAGCUGGUGACUCUGCGCCACAACUUGGCUGCGGCGGAGAACAGCCCGCCGACUUCGGCUGUCGCGACACUGUACUUUCUCCCCUUUCUUCUCGACGCCCAUGUGCCUGCCUCGACCGUGGACGUGGCGGCCUACCACCGGCGCUAUGUGCAGCUGCAGCAGCUGCAGCUUGCCGAAAGCAGACAGCCGGAACUGCGUGCGCAGCUGGAGGAGGCGCGAGAGCUGUUGGCUGAGGAAGUCGAGAAAGGGCGCCAGGCCUCGCGCUGGAUGCUCUCGGGUCUCUACGAACUACCCAAGGGCCGGCAGCUCCUCGCGCGCGCCCUGCGGCUGUUUUCAGAUGUGCCUGCGGCUGCGCUUCUGCAAAUUCUCCUCGCGUCUCCGACCGUCCUCCCUUCUCUCUGUUCCGCUGUCGACCACGUGCUUCUCUUCGAGCGGAACGGAAGAAGGAAAGAAGGGAGAAGCGCCGACGGGAGACCCGCUGGCCAGAACUCGAUUGCGAACGUGCGGGCGAGCUCUGGGAGCGAUGGACGUACACCUGACUGGGUGGAGGACGCUAAGGGCGAGGAAAAGGGAGACCUGGAGGCGGAGAACGGUUUUCCGUCCUCUGUUUUGCUUAACGAGUUGCUACUGCUGCAGAAGGACGAAACGCAGCGGAGCACAGAACCUGCGGAUCAGUACCAACUCAUCCCCGUCCUCCUCAAGAAAAGCCAGGAAUCCGGCAUGGACGACGACAGCGCAAGCCCCGCGUGCGCCUUGUACAUACAUCUCAUUUCGCGGCUCCUCCACGUGGCGAACCAAAACGGGCAUUCACAAGCGGCAGCCAUCAGCGCCGCGUUCCUCGUCGGAGUUUACGAGCAAAUCGCGUGGGGCUGGAACAAGGAACAAGCUGCCGAGCUUCUUCAGUACAGGAGUGGCUGCUGCCUUCUCGCCCUUCUACUUGCGCUGCUUCCGCCGCCUUCGUCGUUGACGCCGUAUCAGGAGCGAACGGCAGUGGUGCCGUUUCUCACUCUGGCUGUCUCCGCGCUCGUGUUGGCUGUUCGUGAGACAGCAGAAGAAGAAAAGUCAGGAGGAAACAACGGAACAACGGAAGUCCUGCUUCCUCUCAUUCAAGCAGUCGUUCAACAGGCCCGCGCUGAUGAAUCCAGAGCGAAAGCAAUCACUGUGGCGGCCAUGAACCUCCUGGGAGUGGCGGGUGCGCAGGCGAUGCUGUCGUCUUUCCUUGCCGGAGCAGGUCCCUAAGUUUUUUCGUGUCUCGGUUUUCGGAACAUCACGGCUGCCUCUGUGACUUUCGCCGAAGUUGCCUCCAGCACCCGUUUUUUCUUUCUUUAUCGUUCGUUUUUCCGCUUUGUCCCGCCCUGCUCUUUGUCUCUGCGAUGAGCGUUUGCUUUUUCCGUGGCGCGCUCGACCUCGUGAGCCCAGAACGGCUUUCUGGAGAAGCACGACGGGCGGAAGCAUGGCGCUCAGGUGGUCUCCGUCUUCAGUCCUUGCUCUACGUGUUCUGUUAGCCUCCGGCGCUGCUGGGAGAGCCUAGACGAAAGAGUCUUGAGGACGAACAGUCGGGGAGCACGCACUGUGGUGUGGCUCUACAUAGCGUUUCUAGCCUCGUGCAUGCGUAUGCGGGGGUGUGGAGAUAGGACUGUCUCCAGAAACAAGGGGCGUCUCUUCGGCGCCUGUUUCUCGCUCAGCCGUAAUCAAACUUUGAGGCGUCGUUCUUUGUUGUCUCUCCUGUCUGGUGAAUGUAAUCGGAUUUUUUCGUGUUUUCUGCACUUACCGCCUCGCCACCUGAGGAAAGAGCUGCGUCUGUUUUGUGUCGUCUUCUUUGCUGUUCCUCGUUCGUCUCUCAAGUGGAGAAAGAAACAGUUAAAAUGAUGUAUUUCAGAAGCCUACGACACCAAGAUUAUCCUUUGCAUGGGAGAGAAGAAUUGAGGUAAAGCAGUGGUUUCUCUCGCUCUCCACACGUACACUAUCCACUCUGCUGUUAUUGCCUCUCUUGUCUCGAUGCACCUCACGCCACGUGAUCUCGAUGGG